UUAGUAUUCUCAUAGCGGUGCAAGGGGGAGGGUCGUUGCGCGUGGCUCCCGUCAGAAAGAGUGAAUUCAAACACAGCUUCGUGGUUUCUGGUUUCCCUUCGAGACCUGGGAGUGAGUGCACCGGCUAGAGUGAGACCGAGACCUACCCAGUGACCGCUGAGACCCAAGGAAGACCACGCUUGGAAGUUUAAAAGGAGUUUGGAUUCACGUGGCUGUGUUGUUGUUUGUGUGUGAGAGUGUGUGUGUGUGUGUGUGUGUGUACGUCCGUGUCUGUGUGUGUUUGUGUGUUGCAGCCAGCUAGUCAGACGGCCUUCAACACCAUCAACACCAUCUACACCACCAAAAGGAGUACUGCCACAGCUGCUAAAAUCCACCUCCUCUUCCUGCUCUCAACACCACCAUCACCUCCACCACCACCAUCACCUCUACCGUUCGCUGACCACGCCGCAUAAACUCUGGCCAGGUGUCAAGGAGUCGACAGGUGCCACGAGAAACAACUACGUGAGAAUGCCGCGGCCCGCUGAUAGGUAGCCCGGCUCCUCGCAGCCAUGUCGGGGGUGGCGCGGGGCCCCCCUCCUCCAAGCCCAGCCAGCACGCCCCCCCUGCUGCCCCCCCUGCCGCUGAGGUGCCGCUCCCUGCUGUCCUCGGCCCUCCUGCUGCUUGCCCUCCUUGUGCUCGGCUGUUGUGUCCACCCGGCGGAGGCAGAGCAAUGCAUGAGACUCACGAAAUUUGGCAAGUCAUUGCCGCCACAACGCUACCUCUACAUCGACUCGUGGGAGCAGCAGGAACUCCCUAUCAAGCUGGACACCUCCACACGACUCUCCCACCAGCUCGCUACCGCCCUCACCAAGAUCCUGUUACAAGAAGGCCUUGGCUACCAGAACGUCACCAUCACGCAAUACAACAACUCCUUCAACCACAGCCAGAUCCUCGAACGGCUCAAGACAACCACAAAACAUGGGAUACCCGAGGCGAUGUUCAAUAUGGAGGUUUGGAUUCCACCCACCGCCAACGACCUCUACAUAUCAGCGGAGAGUGACUGUGGGAAGCAUGCGUCUGGCGGGCGGUUUGGGUGGUUCGUGUCCAAGAACAGCAGCUUCGGCCACCCGGGGAUCAUCACAGACCACUGGCGUUCCUUCCAGCGCGACCAGGUGGCGGAGAUCUUUGCCCUGACGGAGGAGGAAGAGUACGAGCUGCGGACGAACUACACCGUUGACACCACACUCUCCACUCCCAACAAUACGAGGUACUGGUGUGAGAAAAACUACUGUCGAGAGGGCAUCUUCACCCCUCCGCUGUGUGCUGGGAGGAAGUGCGCCACAUUGUUCAUUGGCAACCACAGCGACUUCAACGAGUUCCUUAAGAAGCAGGUGGAGAUGGAGAGCCUGCUGGUGCGUUUGGCGUGGGUGGGGCCGAACCUCUCGCCCCAGUUCCUCUGCUUCUUCAGGGGGGAGAAGCCCAUCAUGUUCUUCGACUGGUGGCCAAACUCUCUCUCCAACCUAGACAACUUCAUGCCCGUGUCCUUCCCUUCCUGCUACAGCGCCUACAGCACAAGCCCCUACCUCUGCAACUAUGAGCUCCAUGCCCUCAAGAAGUACAUGUGGGUCAGCCUUCUCAAGAGUGCCAAGCCAGCCGUGGAGGCGGUGCGACGGUUCUUCCUGAGUGAGCGUAACUACCGGGAACUGAUCGGAAACUUCACUCAACGGAACCAGAACUGCGCCAACAACACUACCACUCUGCAGCCGCCCAACCAAAGCCAGCUGGUGGAGGAGGUGGCCUGCGACUGGCUGAAGGCUGUCGGCAGGCGUGUGUGGUACGAGUGGCUCCCCGUCCAGCACGACUCCAAGACUGUCCUGUGGAUCGGCGGCAUCUUCCCCAUGAGCAACGAGAGCAGUGUAGGGUUCUCCAGCAUGUCCCUCGUCAAUGCGGCCCGGUUGGCGUACCAGCGGAUAAACAAUAACCCGGACAUUCUGAACGACUACGAAAUCAAAGUGAUCAACCUGAACGGAGGCUGCCGACGGGAGACUGUGUUGACGGCCUUCAUGCACCACAUACGCAAGGAAUCGGGGGACAUGGAUUUUGCACAGAUGGUUGGGAUUCUCGGCCCGGCGUGCUCGGACACUGUGGAGCCGCUGGUCGGGGUGGCGGAGAAGUUCAAGACAGUGGUGAUGUCGUACAGUGCCGAGGGGGCCAUCUUUAACUACUCCAAAUACCCGUACUUCUUCAGAACCAUCCCGGAGAACAAGAUAUACGGGACUGUUUACAAGCGCCUGUUCCAGCAGCUUCAGUGGAGGCAGGCCGGAGCGCUCACCGAGGACAGCAACAAGUACAGCGAAUACCUCUCGGACCUCCUCUCCAAUGUGACAGACGGCCUCAAGGUCACCAACGUCAAGAUGAAGGCCAGCGACAACAUAGUGGAGCGCCUCAACAAGCUGGACACCCACAAGAUCAUCAUCGGCGACUUCUACGCAAACAAAGCACGUGAGGUGAUGUGCCAAGCCUACCAUCUCAACAUGACGGCCAGGCACGGCUACGUCUGGUUCCUGCCACGCUGGUUCAACACGGACUGGUACAACAUGAGCCUCCACAUUCGCAAGGACCGAACGAAGAUCCCCUGCACCACGGAACAGAUGCUGGAGGCUAUUGACCGCCACAUGAGCCUGGGAUUCGCCUACUACGCAAGCGACAACACCACAAACUAUGAGAACAUGACGGUGGCCGAGUGGUUCCAGCAUUACAGGAACAAGUAUACGCCCACACCCCACGAUUCCGUUUGGCGGGGCUCACCCUGCGAUGCCGCUCGGGUUGCUCAAGGAGGACAAGCUGCCAACCUGCACACCCUCAGGACCGUGGAGAGGUUCUCGGAGAUCAUCGCCAAGGUCAGGUUCAGCGGGGUGUCGGGCAUGAUCAGCUUCCGCCAGAACUCCUCCGACCCGCAGCGCAAUGUGUCGGACAUCCAGUCAGUCAACAUCAUGCAGUUCAUCGUCAACAAGAACAAAACUGGAGGCUCGUAUAUCAUAGUGGGGACCUUCAACCCUCAAGGGAAUAAACUUGACCUCAGCCUCGGGGAUUUGAAGUUCUUCCGAGGCAUCCCCACUGACGGCCUGGUGGAGGACACGUGCCUGUUCGAGACCUUCAGCCAGCUCUUGGGCGUCGCCUGCGAUCAAGCCAUUGUGAUCGUCAUGGUUCUCAUCUUUGUGGUGUUUGCUUUCAUCCUCAUCGCUCUCUUCAUCGUUUACAAGAAGAGGUUUGAGAAGAUGAUCCCUGAGACUGGCUGGCCGCUGAGUGAGUUGAUGUCCCUGGACGAGUGGGAGCUGCCGAGGGAGAAGGUGGUGAUCAACCGUACCAUCGGCGAGGGAGCGUUUGGCACAGUGUUUGGAGGUGAAUGCCAGUUUGCCGACAACUCCCCCUGGCUGGCCGUGGCUGUCAAGACCCUCAAGGUCGGCUCCACCGUGGAGGAGAAGCUGGACUUCCUGGGUGAAGCCGAGAUGAUGAAGAGGUUCAACCACAAGAACAUCGUGCAGCUGCUUGGCCUCUGCACCCACCAGGAGCCGAUCUACAUGGUGAUGGAGUUCAUGCUGUACGGCGACCUCAAGACCUACCUGCUGGCCCGCCGUCACCUGGUAUCUGACCGCACCGUGCACUCCGAGGAGGAUGAGAUCAACAGCAAGCGCCUCACCUCCAUGGCUCUGGACGUCUGCCGGGCCCUGGCGUACCUGGCGGAGCUUAAGUACAUUCACAGGGAUGUCGCGUGCAGGAACUGCCUGGUGAGCGCUGAGCGGGUGGUGAAGCUCUCGGACUUUGGCAUGACGAGACCCAUGUACGAGAGUGACUACUAUAGGUUCAACAGGAGAGGUAUGCUGCCGGUGCGGUGGAUGUCGCCGGAGAGCCUCGAGGACGGCAUCUUCACCAGCAGCAGCGACAUGUGGUCCUACGGCGUGCUGCUCUACGAGAUCAUCACCUUCGGGAGUUUUCCAUUCCAGGGCAUGUCCAACAACCAGGUGUUGGAGCACGUGCGGAGCGGCCACACCAUCUCCCUGCCCAAGAGUGUGAAGCCUCAGCUGGAGAGGCUGCUGCUGACCUGCUGGAGCAUGAGCCCACAGCACCGGCCCACCUUCAACGAGAUGGCGGAGACGCUCACCAUGUGGCCGCGGCUCAUCACGCCCUGCCUGGAGCUGCCCACCGCGGCCAUCCAACUCAACGACACAGACUCGGUGGACAUCGUGCUGCCCGCCGACCAGCCGUGCCGCCGCAGCUCUGCCCCAAACACGCGCCUGCCCGCCACACGGCCGCGGCACCCCUCCGGCGGCGACACCUGCACCAACAACAACGCCACACCCAAUUGCCUGUCACCAAGGCCCCCCCUAGUCAGCACUCAACCCUCCAACCUUUUUACCUCCUUUAACUGGAACCACGUGCCUCAGGAGAAUGGUGGGGGACCCUCGCACGAGCCGCUGCUGCCCCAGAACGGCGACGCGUACGUGACGCGCUACGUGUGUCUGCAGCGCACCAAGUCUGGGGAGAACAGUGAACUGGAGUCUCCCUCCAUCCUGACGGCCGUCUGACUUGGCCCGUCCCCCGGCCCGAGGGUGCUGGCCAUUGCUGUGUGAGCGUCUACGGCACAGUGAGUGGCUGCCGCGGCCACGGCGUGUGUGCCUCUGCCAGGAUGCUGCCGGCAAAGCACACGCUUGUAAACACUUGAAUACUCAGGACCAGUGCUAGGGUGUGCCAGCAGGUGUUUCCAAAGGUCUGCCGCCCGGACUUGGAGUACGCAACACUUCAGUUUCCUGUUACGGAAAAACUCAAAUGCAUUAGUGACCUUGAUCCGCCAGAUACUCGUUGGUGUGGGGGGGCGGGGGGCGGCAGCCAUCAUACGUAUCAAAACUAUUAGCUGUAAGUUCGGUUCCCUUCACCUUGUGCUCGUCCGCACAGAAAAUAAGGCACAUUAGUAAUUCUUAAGUGAAAAUGUAUUGUGCAAUUUUUAUAGUUUAUCUGCUUUACCAGAUGUGUGAACUAUUCAAAAUAGUUCUUUAUAUAUUGUUGUGUGUAUAUUGGAGGUAUUUAUGAUGCGAGAAGAGCGGAUGCGUACCUCUGUGCGUGGGAAGAGACCAAUGUCAGAAUGCUAGUGAAUAUUAGAGACAAGAUCUGAUGUUGCCAGGUGAGCCAGUGUUGUGGCAGCUUUGUGUUCACAUACGGCAGCGAAGGCUUGACGCUUUGCAUGUUGGCCUUGAGGUGUAUUUAUACAACGAGACGAGCAGAAGUGUAACCUUAAACCCUAGCCUAAAUGUGAGGGCCGUGCGCUGCUCCACGGCCCGGUCCAUCAUAGUCUUUGAUUCUGGUCAUGCGCACGCCUUGGAGUCAACUCUUUCUUACCCCGGGCCGCGUUACAAGUCCAACUCACCGGUGCCAGGUAUCGUACUCAGAGCAUAGUAUUUACCAGUAUCUGAUGCCUAAAUAUUGCCAAGAGACAUCAGGAUCUAACCUUUUAAUGAUAACUAUAAAUGUGUUUCGUUUUUUGGGCCCAGAAGAUAGUUUUUGGGUAGGACGUCGGGAAAUAUAAGCAGCUGAGUACGACAAUCUGGCAACAUUGGUCGAACCUGAGAAGUUUCAGGUCCCCACAGCGUUAUUCAUCCCGGACGCUGCAGGGACCCAAAACCUCUCGGAUUCAACUUGUGAUGCGUCCCCCAGUCUGAAAUUGACAAGUUUUGGACGAACCUUUGAUUGAACACAGGAUGAAGGGCUUUAACAGAUUCAUUUUCAUUGUUCUUACCGUGAGGUGCCAAACAUGUACAAAUUAAAAGUCUAGUGCUGAGUCACUAAUAGCAUCAGCUGUAUAGUUCCUCAUCGCCGCCUCAGGAGCGAGACGUCAUUAUUUUUAGGGGACAGACACGACUUUCUUUGCUCAGACUUAUGAAUUAAUACGUAGAGAAACCAAUUUGAAUAGAUUUUAGCGAGAGAGAGUUUUAAAAAGGCCUAGAAGAUAUUAGUUUUAUCAAGAUUUUAUAUACAUACAUGACUUAUUUUGCUCAGAAGAAGAAGAAGAAGAAGAUUGAGAAUUACUGACUAUGAAAGCGAGUAAUAUUACGUAUGUCGUCUGCAAUUCCAAUUUAUUUUUGUAAUCAGUAUAUCAGUGUCCAUCCAGGGUGUUGGCGGGUGGCUGGAGGCCUCGGGGGCGCUUCGACCGAGCAGGGAGGACGGAAGGCAAAGAGGAGAGGAACGGACAGCGAAUAAUGGUAGACGAGAGAUGAAAAGGAGGAGAGAAAGGAAUGAAGAUGAGAAACGAAAAGAAGGAAAGUGACGGAAGGUAUUGGCAGAGGAGAGAUGGGGAGAGAAAAUGAGGAGUAGUUUUGACAGACGAGAGAUGGAGGACAGAAAAUUAUGAAGGGAUUGAGAGACGAAAGAUGAUUGGGAGAGAAAGUGAGGAAGAAGAAUGACAGAAGGGAGAGAAUGAUGGGAGAGUAACGAAGAGGAGGAGAGAAAGAGAAGGGAAAUAGCAGAUGAGAAAGAGUGAGAGGCAAGUGAGGAAGAGGUUAGCAGAUAAAAGUGAGGAAUAGUAUGAAUAGACCGGAGAAAGUGAGGGAAGAUGAGGAGGAGGAGGAGGAGGAGAGAAAAUGAAAAGACUGACAGACUUAGGAGAUAGCGAGGCGAGAAAAUGAGAAACGUCAGACAAGAGGGAGUGGCGGAGAGCGACGUCUGAAGAUCAUAUUCGUUACUCGGACAAAUAUAAUACCAGGGAUGUAGAGAACGCUUGCCAGUACGUACACAUUAUUCCACCCACUACGCACAUCAGGGAAGACACUACUAUUUCUACUACUACUACUACUACUACUACUAUGGAAAAGCUGAGGUGGCGUAGAAGAAAAUUAACUCGCUGUAAAAAGGAAGGUUCAUCCAUCCGUUAUAUUUCCGCAAGAGUUUCUUUCCUAUACGUCACCUCAAUUUUCCCCCAAAGAAGUUCAGUAUCUCUAGUUUCAGAAUAGUGAAUAGAGGGUAGAUGGAACAGAUAGAAUAAAGAAUAGACCAAGCAAACAGAAUAGAGUAGACAAAACAAAUAAAAAAUAAUUGAAUAAAUGAAACAAUAGAGUAGGUGAAAUUGAUAUACAGAGUGACCCAAAAGUCCCGCACCAUAGGGGAAUAUGACUUCUAAUCAAUCUGUAAUCCCUAUGAUGCAGGACUUUUGGGCCACCCUGUAGAAUAGAGAAUAGAUGAAGCAGGUAUAUAAUUCUUGUAAAUACGAAUGAUGCCUUCAAAUGGAGACUAUUGACAGAGGGACAGGGGGGAGGGGGAGGGACAGGAGGGUACUGGGUGAAAAACUAUAUAUAUUUCUCAGGAGUAGCCAUAUAGGGGCUGACGGGCCUCUUUUAGUCUCCUUAUAUAUAUUUUUUUAAUGUAUACGAGUUGAAAAGUUGAAAUAAUGCGUACAGCCUGGCAAGCAUACUCUACACGGCGAGGUGGGUGUUACGAAAGGCCGGUUCCAUAGUCCGAUACAGUUUCAUUAUAAAUAAGUGUUUUAUAAGCAUCGAAACCAAGCCGUACGAUCCGUGUUUAUCCGGUUCAGAUUUAUAGAUUUCUAGUGUGGUGGCUAUCAUCAAAUUUCUUAGCUCCCAAACACCAUAAGAUAUAUAUUUGUAAUCUUUGGUUUUGGUGUGGAAGCUCGCCGACCAAUAUAGAUUUCCUGUUUAGUAUUCUCAAAUUUCUUAGCUCCUGAAUGAACGCCAAAUGCCAUAGAAGAUAUUAUUGAAAUCUUUGGUUCAGGAGUUCACCAAGAAACGCAAAUUUAUGGUAUAGUAUCCUCAAAUUUCUUAGCUUUUAAAUGACCAACGAAUACCAUAGAUGAUGUUUAUGUAGUCUUUGGUUCAGGAGCUCGCCGACCAACGUAGAUGUCCUGUUUAGUAUUCUCAUAUUUCUUAGCUUCUAAAUGAACGCCAAAUGCCAUAGAAGAUAUUUUAGUAGUUUUUGGUUCAGGAGUUCGCCAACCAACAUAGAGUUCCUGUUUAGUAUCCUCAAAUUCCUUAGCUUCUGAAUGAACGCCAAAUGCCAUAGAAGAUACUAUUGAAGUCUUUGGUUCAGGAGUUCACCAACAAACACAAAUUUCUGGUAUAGUUUCCUCAAAUUUCUUGGCUUUUAAAUGACCAACGAAUACCAUAGAUGAUGUUUAUGUAGUCUUUGGUUCAGGAGCUCGCCGACCAACGUAGAUGUCCUGUUUAGUAUUCUCAAAUUUCUUAGCUUCUAAAUGAACGCCAAAUGCCAUAGAAGAUAAUUUAGUAGUCUUUGGUUCGGGAAUUCGCCAACCAACAUAGAUGUCCUGUUUAGUGCCUUCAAAUUUCUUUGCUUCUAAAUGACCAACGAAUACUUUAGAAGAUGUUUUUUUUUUGUCUUUGAUUUCCUGUUUAAUAUCCCAAAAUUUCUUAGCUUCCAAACACCUUAGGAAAUAUAUUUGUAGUCUUUGGUUCAAGAGUUCGCCAACCAACAUAGAUUUCCUGUUUAGUAUCCUUAAAUUUCUUAGCUCCUAAAUGACCAACGAAUACCAUAGAAGAUAUUUUUGUAGUCUUUGGUUCGGGAGCUCAUCAAGAGAGAUUUCUAGUACAGUAUCUUUGAAUUUCUUGGCCCCAAAAUGAACGCCAAAUGCCAUAGAAAAUAUUUUUGUAGUCUUUGCUUCAGGAGUACGCCAACAAACAGAGAUUUCUACUGUACUAUCCACAAAUUUCAUAGCUUCCAAACACCCUAGGAGGAGAGAUUUUUGUAGCCUUUCGUCUUUGGUUCGGGAGCUCACCAACAACGAAUCCACUGUGUUGGAACAUGGAACUGGUCCUUAACACAAUGGCUCAUAUUCUCAAAACUUUCGGCGAAAAACACUCAUGAGAACCCAACCAAUCACCGUUGAGGCCUUUGAAAAUAGUUGUGAGAGCCGAAAGCGUCUUGAGAAUCUGAACCACUCGUGAACGAAGCCUCACCAAGCGUCCUCGAAGCCUCCCUGCUCGCAUGUGUGAAGCCUUCCCGAGUAGGCCCCAAGAAUGUCCACCCCAGACCACGCCACAUCAUAACCUACACGUGUUGAUAGCAUGAUGAUUACCGUCUAUGUAGGUAGUGUACAUACGCGCCAGAUACACACAUAUAUGAAUUUAUUUGCUCACAGGGAUGGUUGUGACUGCAGUGGUGUGUGUGUGCGUGUGUGCAUGAGAGACGUGUGUGUGUGUGUGUGUGUGUGUGUGUGUUAUCUGUCUGUCUGUCUGGUCGCUGGUCAUGGUAAGUAAUGUUCAAUGUCACCUCAUCUCUAUUUAAUGGAUAUUUUUAUGACGAGACACGUGCGAGAUGUGAAGUGGACGGUGUGAGUGAAUGACGAUGACCCGCGUAUACCGAUAAUAAAGUAUGUUCAACCAUUA
Messenger RNA from Eriocheir sinensis (Chinese mitten crab), 9383 nucleotides. RefSeq lists its product as uncharacterized. The record is from RefSeq and is a predicted model, not a curated record. NCBI's taxonomy places the organism in Eukaryota, Metazoa, Arthropoda, Malacostraca, Decapoda, Varunidae. The transcript is spliced from 25 exons. Gene Ontology annotation, cellular component: signaling receptor complex. Gene Ontology annotation, biological process: multicellular organism development; positive regulation of kinase activity; protein phosphorylation. Gene Ontology annotation, molecular function: transmembrane receptor protein tyrosine kinase activity; ATP binding. The coding region runs from base 549 to 4565 and encodes 1338 amino acids.